Molecule: messenger RNA, 1973 nt
Organism: Ixodes scapularis (black-legged tick)
Lineage: Eukaryota; Metazoa; Arthropoda; Arachnida; Ixodida; Ixodidae
Gene: eca
Product: transmembrane emp24 domain-containing protein eca
Exons: 4
Coding region: 132-791 (219 amino acids)
Biological process (GO): endoplasmic reticulum to Golgi vesicle-mediated transport; intracellular protein transport; Golgi organization
Cellular component (GO): Golgi apparatus; endoplasmic reticulum-Golgi intermediate compartment; endoplasmic reticulum
Source: RefSeq, a predicted model, not a curated record
UGACUAACGAGAAUCGUAUUGAGGAGCUGGCAACACUGGUGUCGAACGUGGCGACCGGUUUGUUGGUUGGUUGGUUAUCUAACGUGUCCUGCGAUCGUGACAUUGCGCAUCGACUUGUGCUCGCGUACACGAUGCUUUCUUCGAAGAUUGGAAUUGCCCUGUGUUGUUUCCUCUUAUCGUUCGUUCAUUCUAGCUGGGGUCUCUACUUCCACAUUUCCGAAACGGAACGGAAAUGCUUCAUCGAAGAAGUUCCCGAAGAGACACUGGUUGUUGGAAACUACAAAUGUCAGCUGUUUGACCCUAAGACAGGCGGCUUCAUGGUGUCGAGCCCGGGCAUUGGCAUGCACGUCGAGAUCCGGGACCCCGAGGAUAAGACGAUCCUCUCCAAGGUGUACAGCUCGGAGGGUCGCUUCAGCUUCACGUCCCACUCGCCGGGAGAGCACAUCAUUUGUCUCUACUCCAACUCUUCCAAGUGGUUCAGUGGAAGCCAACUGCGAGUGCACCUGGACAUCCAAGUGGGCGAGCACGCCGUCGACUAUGGCAGCGUGGCGCAGAAGGAGAAGUUGACGGAGCUUCAACUGAGGGUCCGACAGCUGCUGGACCAAGUGGAGCAGAUCACCAAGGAGCAGAACUACCAGCGGUAUCGGGAGGAGCGCUUCAGGCUGACGAGCGAAAGCACCAACUCGCGCGUGCUCUGGUGGUCGGUUGGCCAGACCAUCAUCCUCCUUCUCAUGGGUUUCUGGCAAAUGCGCCACCUCAAGAGCUUCUUCGAGGCAAAGAAAUUGGUGUGAAAAAGAAGACCGAGAGAAGACUGUCCAUACCUUUAUUUUUCUUUUUUUUCUCAAGCAGUUCUUGACUUUCUCAUUUGGUCUGUAUGCAUCUCAACGUGCAGUUUCUUAUUUCUUUGAGGACGGUGGUUGUGUCUUUGAACAUCAGCUGCAUCCCGAGGACUGUGCCCUAGCUGGUGUGAUUGAGUCAAGCGGCGAUUUUCCCCACCGCUGCCGUUCUAUUUACGAUUCUGUGCACACUCAAAUUUUGUGCUUGAGGCACGAGGAAGGUUUCUCUGAUAGCUUUUGGGCUAUUCGCGUAGGAAUAAGGUUUCAUGCGUGGAACCGUUUCUUAUAAAAGUUUUUUAAUUAAUCGGUGGGGACUGGGUGCUGUAAUUGCGAGAGAAUGUUGUUGUGCGAAUGAAGUUUCUUAUUUUUGAAGUAAUGCAUUAUGAUGUUUCAUUUGAUAAGUAGUUGACCAUGGUUUCUAAAUUAGAUUAGUGGAGCCCAGUUGAUUACAGCGAAGAUUAAAAGUCAGCAUUCUGGCAGGCUAAUGUAAAAAGAGUGACUGCUGUUUUUUUUUUUCCCAAUGUAUUUGAGUGUGUGCCACCCAUUUAAUCUUGUUUCAAGGUUGUGGUUUACUGGAAGCAGCAUGAAUGUGUGCCUGUGAAACGUUUGGUUUUAUGCCCGCAUGAAGCACUCCGAGCGGCAGAGCUGUUUCUCUCGGCUACAAGUUGCAUGAGCCAAUUGAAAGUGUCACUCGAUUGCCUCGCGGAAGUUGAAACCGUCUGCUGCAGUUGGGGCUGUCUUUGGACGAGAGUUAAAAGUGGCGUACCAAAUGCGUCCAUUGGCAUGUGCACUACCAGCUUAGUUGCAAAGCUGGGCUCUUCACAGCAAAAAAAGCCUUGCAUUUAACAGGUUUGCCAAAUUUUGUCACUUUUCACUUUUAUUUUUUCAAACUGGGCACCUCUUUUUUAACAUGUUGCUCGUGCGUGGCUAUUGAACUUGCCGUUCGGUGUACAUGCAUAAUUUUGCAGAGCUCGGGGUUGAGCCGUUUCUAGCAACUACUCUUCUUUCUUUCAAUGCAUUCUGAACGAUGGCCUGUGUAGAAGCAAGCCUGCCAGAUAUGACCCAAGCAGUCUGGACUAAACAUCCGGAGUGAAUGUGAAAAUAAAAUUUGAAAUAAAUUGAGCAUACAAAUUUCAA